GCUGCCGGAGGCAGGCGACCGGCGGCCGGGGGCGGGGCGGUAGGAGCAGCGCUCCGAAGCGGGAGGGAGAUCCGCCGCGGAGUUACGGGAAAGUUGGUCCGAGUUCCCAGAGUUUCCCUCUGUGGUUCCCUAGGCUCGGCCAGCCGGUGCCCGGUCUCCUUUCCUCCUUUCGGCCUUCGCAGUCCACCAGGUCCCUCUCUCUGCCCCCGGCCGCCAUGGAGCAGCCGCCGGCACCUAAGAGGCCGAGGUUCUUUUCUGGCAGUGAGCCCAGGAACGGACAGUCACCGACUUAACGGAUAAUCAGUCCACCUUUGAUCAGCUUCUGGAUGUGCUGACAGGAGUUGGCAUGGCAGAUUUCAUUGGUCUCCUUGGUGUCCAGCCAGAUCUUUUUGCCACAGCAGAGGACGCUAAAGUAAACUAAAAAAGCUGAGUGAAGACAGUUUGACUAAGCAGCCUGAAGAAGUUUUUGAUGUAUUAGAGAAGCUUGGAGAAGGGUCUUAUGGAAGUGUAUUUAAAGCAAUACACAAGGAAUCUGGUCAAGUUGUCGCAAUUAAACAAGUGCCUGUUGAAUCAGAUCUUCAGGAAAUAAUCAAAGAAAUUUCCAUAAUGCAGCAAUGUGACAGCCCAUAUGUUGUAAAGUACUAUGGCAGUUAUUUUAAGAAUACAGACCUCUGGAUUGUUAUGGAGUACUGUGGCGCUGGCUCUGUCUCAGACAUAAUUAGAUUACGAAACAAGACAUUAACAGAAGAUGAAAUUGCAACCAUUCUUAAAUCUACAUUGAAAGGACUAGAAUAUUUGCAUUUUAUGAGAAAAAUACACAGAGAUAUAAAAGCUGGAAAUAUUCUCCUCAAUACAGAAGGACAUGCAAAAUUGGCAGAUUUUGGAGUGGCUGGUCAGUUAACAGAUACAAUGGCAAAACGCAAUACUGUAAUAGGAACUCCAUUUUGGAUGGCUCCUGAGGUGAUUCAAGAAAUAGGCUAUAACUGUGUGGCCGACAUCUGGUCCCUCGGCAUUACUUCCAUAGAAAUGGCUGAAGGAAAACCUCCUUAUGCUGAUAUACAUCCAAUGAGGGCUAUUUUUAUGAUUCCCACAAAUCCACCACCAACAUUCAGAAAGCCAGAACUUUGGUCCGAUGAUUUCACCGAUUUUGUUAAAAAGUGUUUGGUGAAGAAUCCUGAGCAGAGAGCUACUGCAACACAACUUUUACAGCAUCCUUUUAUCAAGAAUGCAAAACCUGUAUCAAUAUUAAGAGACCUGAUCACAGAAGCUAUGGAGAUCAAAGCUAAAAGGCAUGAGGAACAGCAACGAGAAUUGGAAGAGGAAGAAGAAAAUUCGGAUGAAGAUGAGCUGGAUUCCCACACCAUGGUGAAGACUAGUGUGGAGAGUGUGGGCACCAUGCGGGCCACAAGCACGAUGAGUGAAGGGGCCCAGACCAUGAUUGAACAUAAUAGCACCAUGUUGGAAUCCGACUUGGGGACCAUGGUGAUAAACAGUGAGGAUGAGGAAGAAGAAGAUGGAACUAUGAAAAGAAAUGCAACCUCACCACAAGUACAAAGACCAUCUUUCAUGGACUACUUUGAUAAGCAAGACUUCAAGAAUAAGAGUCACGAAAACUGUAAUCAGAACAUGCAUGAACCCUUCCCUUUGUCCAAAAACGUUUUUCCUGAUAACUGGAAAGUUCCUCAAGAUGGAGACUUUGACUUUUUGAAAAAUCUAAGUUUAGAAGAACUACAGAUGCGAUUAAAAGCACUGGACCCUAUGAUGGAACGGGAGAUAGAAGAACUUCGUCAGAGAUACACUGCGAAAAGACAGCCCAUUCUGGAUGCAAUGGAUGCAAAAAAAAGAAGGCAGCAAAACUUUUGAGUCUAAUUUCCUCUCUGUUUUUAACUAUUCUGGAGACCAAGAAACCACUAGGAAUUGAAGGAAUAUUUGUGUAUUUUUAAUCCUAAGAUUUUGCCCUACAAUUAGUCAGAGGUCAAAAACUGACAAUGGUACAUGCCCAGGUAAAUUCCCAAAAGGCAGAAUUGACAGUUGUAUCUGCUGUGCAUUCACUUUCAGAUGAGGAGAACAAAAGAAGUGUAUUCUCCUGUUCUGUCAGCUGCAUACCAGCAAUAAAACUGUGUUUUGAAAUGGAGGCUGCGUUUAGAGACCUUGAAAAUCCAAAGCUAUUGUUUAAUUGUGCAGCACUGAAGGGCUUUAUGUUACAAUAUUCUUUAUUCCUAUCUAGUAUACUAGUCUAUUUAUUGUAUCCCCUUAGGUAAACUUAUUUAUUUAUGCUAUUUUGCUUUGUUUUGUUUUUUAAGGACAAGAUCAGGAUAGCUUUGGUGAAGAUAGGGUCAUAUUAAUAUGAUGAUAAUGUGCAACCAAAUUAUACUUUCUGCAGGGAGCUACGGGGUACAUUCCUUGAUUUCCAGGAUAGUUUUCCAGUAGGAAAGUAAUAAUGGCAAUAGUUCUCAAAUGGGCUAGGCCUUUUUUAUAUCGAAGCAAUAAUUCCAUUUUUACCCUUUGAAAUUUUGUUUAAUUUUUUGAUUUUUGAUGUUUGGUACAAAUAGAACUAUAUAUAUUUAGGUAAAAUAGAUCUAUCGUGUUUAAAACCAAAGAAAUCAGUGGAAUCCUUGCACAAAAAAGUAUGAUAAAUAUUUUUUUUAAAAAACUUAAUACAAAUGUAACUUGUUAAUAUUGUUUUAUGUGUAGAUCUAAUAGCUGAACUGAUUCAAACUGUUAUAAGCUCAUCAAUUUCAUUUCUAUGAAAAUGUGCUCUAUUGUCACAGGAUGUUUCUGUUGAUUUUAUUCAUUUCCUGGGAAUUGGUAAACAUCAUGUGCCUGAUGAUAACCCAGUAGCAAAAACAUUUGUACUGAGUGGUACAAGCCUUGGGGACUGAAAAAAAAAAAAAAAAAAAAAAAAAAAAGAUUAAAACCAUUAAAAAGAAAUUCAUUUUUACGCCGAAUGAACAUUUGUAUGAUUGCAUUGGGACCAGUCAUUUCCUAAGCUACAUAUGGCCAUCUUGACAGUGUUUUUUCUUUUGUGUGUUUAAUUAUUACUUGUAAAUCAUAAAGACAAAUAAAUUUCACUGUGCCACCCAGCA
Chlorocebus sabaeus (green monkey) is the source of this 3086-nucleotide messenger RNA. It is a transcript of the gene STK3, whose product is annotated as serine/threonine kinase 3. The record is from RefSeq and is a predicted model, not a curated record. NCBI's taxonomy places the organism in Eukaryota, Metazoa, Chordata, Mammalia, Primates, Cercopithecidae. Gene Ontology annotation, biological process: protein phosphorylation; signal transduction; protein tetramerization. Gene Ontology annotation, cellular component: cytoplasm. Gene Ontology annotation, molecular function: ATP binding; protein serine/threonine kinase activity.